Molecule: messenger RNA, 2148 nt
Organism: Diaporthe batatas
Lineage: Eukaryota; Fungi; Ascomycota; Sordariomycetes; Diaporthales; Diaporthaceae
Exons: 1
Coding region: 1-2148 (715 amino acids)
Source: RefSeq, a predicted model, not a curated record
AUGUCCGAGGUCACGCUCACAGACUUUGCCCGUCGAAAAUGGGGCUCCGCGAGAGACAAGAAGCUCGAGUUUGUCCAAGUCUACUGCAUCGCAGGAAGCACACACAGCAGAAUCAGCUCUGUGAUCGAGGCGUUUCGCACAGCCGCCGAGGGCGACCAGGAACAUGGCGAUGUGGCCAUUACCUACCUCUUGCACUGCCAAGCAGACGUGGAGAUAGCCAACAUCAGGUACAAGGACACGGCAGGCAGCCUCAUCUUCAAGACUUUUGCCGCUUGGGAGGCAGGCGAUGUGGGAGACCGACAGAUCCUGCUGCUCGACAUAAACCGCCGCACCACGUCCAGCAUCGACACCCUGGUCAUGCUUGAUAUUACCCAGAAGCUGGGCGCGAGGGCCGAGGCGGAAGCACUCCACUGCCUCGUGGUGUCGGUAGCAUGCGACCUGAACACUGUUGUUGAGCGAGACGGCGUGCAUGAGGUACCGGUAAAGGCGUACGAGCUCGUGGGACCAUAUUUCCCUGUGGUCCAAUACUUCGAGGAGAAGCCGCUCUACGAGCUAGCCAGGUUCGCCCUGGAGAAGCUGCGCCAGCGGCAGGCUGAGGUCGAAGGCACAGGAGCCGACCAGCUGCACUCGCUCGGCGACGACCUCAGGUUCGGCCCGACCUUGGUUCUCCUGACGCGAUACUGCGACGCCUGGGAACUGUUCUUCCAUCUAAGAAAGAUAUGCAACCGCGUCGAGCUCAGCUGCAUUACGCCAUGGUCCUCCAGUAGAGACAUUCGCUCAGCAACAUCGCGAUGCGAUAUGCUCAAGCUUGUCUACAUCGACGAGGGGGUGACACAGAUGCCUCUGAUCAGUGAUGCCGAGGUUCUGAUAGGACCGCGGCGGGCGGUGAUCAUCUUUGACGAAUCCAUGUUCCGUACCGUGGCGGUACCGGAUGCCAGGCAGGACAUCGACGGGCAGCUCCAGGCAGCGUUCUCGCUCUCGUCCCCUCCGCCCAAUGUGUACGUCUUCAGAUCCCGCGAUGGAUCCACGUUUAGUGGCCCAAGCCCGGCGUUGGACUCACAGUAUCCCCAUCUGCGUCUCUGCUGCGUCCUCAACUCCGCCGAUCGACACCCGAUGGAGCUGCCAAUCACGUUCCCUGCCAACGGUGCCUUAAAGUCUGAGACUGGUAGACGGCUAGGGGCGUGGGGGCUGAUCGGACGCGCCAAGGGCCCGGCCCAGAAGAUCAGGGGUCCGCUGGCGACUCUGGACCCCAGGUCCUUCCGCUCCACCCCCAACAUCAAUGCGGCAGUCCUGCUCGGAGGGGUUAAGACGGGCGUGUCGAAUGCCGCCGCCAGUGUUCUGGUCGACAUGGCCGUUUUGGUGUCCCACGGUCCCUCCUUGAUAUUCCACCUAGGCACAGAAGAUGAGAAGACGAGGGUCAUGGGGCACCUAGAGGCCAUGAAGGACCACCUCGCCCAGCCUCUCCAGGAGCUGGGGCACAGAGGUCAGCUGUGGUUGUCGGCAGCCUGCAUCCACGCCUUCAGGAGGGUCUCGUUCUCACAGUCCAUGAUGGAAGUGAUGAGGCUUGAUGUUGUCACGGACGCGGUGACCCACGCGAACCACAUCAAGGGGCAACUCGGGAUUGUCGAAGACCCUGACCUGAAGGAGCUGACAGCUGCCGAUGUCCAGGCCGUGGAGGAGCAGCUCGCCCACGCCUUCUUGUUCAAUAUCUCGUUGACCCGCGUGCCGAGGGACUACUUCGCGGUGGAUUUCAUAUCCGGCAAGGUGCUAUACAGGCACGAUGAUGAUGGCCUGGACUGGGAGAAACUCUGUCGCGAGUCAGACACCCCGGGGCUUGUCGCGGGCGUCUAUACGUACCUGGAGAGGUCCUGGGACGACGAUUCAGAAGAUGUCGGCCAUGGGCUCCCGAUCAACAAUCCAGAAGCUGUCGUAUAUCGGCCCCGGGACGUGACGAUAAUUUCCUUGAAGGCGGUCGCCAAGGCACUCAGGGAGACCCCAUCUUUCGAGCGCCUCAGGCCAAGUGGGAAGCCGCGUGCGAUCAACUGUGUCGAGCUGGAUGAAGUGGACGGCUAUUUCGAGGGCCUCGAGAUCACCAACAAGACCAGAGUCCCGAUAGGACAGGCAAUCGUCGAGGCAACAGGCACAUAG